Messenger RNA from Athalia rosae (coleseed sawfly), 2270 nucleotides. Its product is annotated as sphingomyelin phosphodiesterase-like. The record is from RefSeq and is a predicted model, not a curated record. Gene Ontology annotation, molecular function: acid sphingomyelin phosphodiesterase activity. Gene Ontology annotation, biological process: sphingomyelin catabolic process; ceramide biosynthetic process. Bases 371 to 2194 code for a protein of 607 amino acids. Gene Ontology annotation, cellular component: lysosome. Lineage: Eukaryota; Metazoa; Arthropoda; Insecta; Hymenoptera; Athaliidae. The transcript is spliced from 8 exons.
AACGUUCAGAUACAACGAGUGAUAGCGGGAAAACACACGGCACACAUGCCUGCAUUUGAAGUUUUCGUAAUCAUACUAACGUAUGACGUGAGUGAAGUUAAAUGAUCGAUAAAAUAUAAUCAUUAUGUUGACGUGAUAACAAUAUUUAUCACGGUUUUGCACGGACAGGUGGUACUAUCAAUUUGAAAAAUCAUCAAAUUGGGUCGUGUUAGUAACAUGAUAUGUUAUGAAGGUAGAAUAAAGGUGCAGAAGUAGUUGUGCACAAGGCUAUAUAACUUCAUUCGAAGAAUUAAUCAGUGUCAUAUCAUUAGUCAAGUCCUGGGUAUUGGCGAUCAUAUUAAGCCCAGAUUUCACACCAUCUCGUAACACCAUGAGGCUGUUAGUGGUGUAUAUUGCAAUUGCAACAACCCUUUUAUUUGAGGGUGCUGCAUCAAGUGCUUUGACAGAAGAGCAUCUGUUGGCAGCGAUUACAAAUGAAAUGGAAAAAUGGAUGAAGUUUGAAGAGCCCCGAACACUCGAAGAGCGUCUCAGUGAAAUAGCUUUGCCAAAUCCACUGCGGCUCAGUGAGGUUGAGAGUUUUAUCGAUGAAAGAGCAAAUGUUAUGUGCUCCGUAUGCAAAUCCCUGGUAAAAGUCAUCAUGGGUUACCGAAGGAAUGGCAUGGAUGAGAAAAAAAUAAAAAAUGUUGUCAUCGAGCUCUGCACUAAAUUGAAUCUACAGACAGAAGCUGUUUGUAGAGGAAUUAUUGAAUUGAAUGUGCCUAUCAUCAUGUACGUUAUAGACAACAGACCAGAUCUAGCAGCAGAAUCUUUCUGUGGUGUAGCUUUGCAGAAAAAUUCCUGCAGCCUAGAAGAUGAGCAAUUUGAAUGGACAAUCGAUGUGGAUGAUGAAAGUUUGCAGUACAUAAAAACAAAUAAGAGCGAUGAAACCAUCAAAAUUGUUCAAAUAUCUGAUUUUCAUUAUGAUCCAAAGUAUGAACCUUACGGUAACGCCGACUGUCGUGAACCUACGUGUUGUCGUAAAGGACAGAAUACAACAAAUACCAGUGGAAAAGUAGCUGGAUAUUGGGGUGACUAUAAUGAUUGUGAUGUACCCUGGCAUGCAAUUGUAAACAUUAUCGAUCAGAUCAAGGAGCACGAACAAGAUAUUUCAUAUAUUUACUAUACUGGCGACAUCAUAGAUCACGGUGUUUGGGAAACUACGCGAGCUACAAAUAUCGAAAGUAUAAGUAAGAGCUACCACAAAUUGUACGAAACUUUUGGGUCAGUGCCUAUUUAUCCUGUUCUCGGAAACCAUGAACCCAAUCCAAUGAACGAAUUUGCACCCCCAGAUGUUACGCAGGAUAACUUAUCUACAUCAUGGCUCUAUAAAAUGCUAGCUAAUCUUUGGAUUCGUUUUGGCUGGUUGCCAGAGUCUACUCGUUCGACGAUACUUCAAGGUGGUUUUUACACAGUUUCUCCAAAAAAAGGAUUCAGGAUCAUUGCUAUCAAUAACAACCUAUGUUAUAUUUACAAUUGGUGGGUAUUAUAUGAGCCAAAAGAUCCCAGUGGUCAGCUAAAAUGGCUAGUGGAAACUCUUCUAAAAGCCGAAAGUGACGGAGAGUAUGUGCACAUCCUGACUCAUAUGCCGCCAGGAGAUCACUCUUGCCAAUUCACCUGGAGUAGAGAAUACCGCAAAAUUAUGAACAGAUUUGCACACAUCGUAGUAGCUGAAUUCAAUGGUCACACGCACAAUGACGAAUUUCGCGUGAUUUAUGAUUUGAAAAAUACAACCGAGGCAAUCAGAGUGGCUUGGAACGGCGGUAGUGCCACAACUUACAGCAAUGUGAAUCCGAACUAUAGAGUGUACACCGUGAAUGCCGACACAUACCAAGUAGAAGACGCAGACACCUGGAUCUAUAAUUUAACUCUGGCUAAUGAGACGCCGGACAAAAAUCCAGUUUGGUUUAAAUCAUAUUCUUUCAAAGAAGAGUACGAACUUGAUGACCUUUCACCCACAUCUAUGAAUGAUCUGGUUCAUCGUAUGGCCCGUAAUAAUUCGAUCCUGAACACUUAUUACGCAAACUAUGUUAAGCAAGGUGAUCCUUCAUUAGAAAGUGGCUGCAGUGAGAGUUGUCUCGCGACUCAAUUAUGUGAUAUCGUAACUUCAGCAGUACAUGAUUCUACCCAGUGCGAUUACUUUACCAACUUGAACUAAUACAUAAAAUUUCCACGUGAAAACAUGCACGCUUUAUGUAUGUAUCAAAGAAUAAAAACUUGAAACUAUAAAUCAA